AUGAAGGCGGAGCUAAAUUUACCGGCGGGAUUCCGAUUCCAUCCAACGGACGAAGAGCUCGUGAAAUUCUACUUGUGCCGGAAAUGUGCGUCGGAGCCGAUCUCAGCUCCGGUAAUCGCCGAAAUCGAUCUCUACAAGUUUAAUCCAUGGGAGCUUCCUGAGAUGUCUUUGUACGGAGAGAAAGAGUGGUACUUCUUCUCACCUAGAGACCGGAAAUACCCAAACGGUUCGCGACCAAACCGAGCUGCAGGAGCCGGUUAUUGGAAAGCGACCGGAGCAGAUAAACCGAUCGGUAAACCGAAGACGUUGGGUAUUAAGAAAGCACUCGUCUUCUACGCUGGUAAAGCACCUAAAGGGAUUAAGACGAAUUGGAUAAUGCAUGAGUAUCGUCUUGCUAAUGUUGAUAGAUCAGCUUCCGUUAACAAAAAGAACAACCUACGACUUGAUGAUUGGGUUUUAUGUCGAAUAUACAACAAGAAAGGAACCAUGGAGAAGUAUUACCUUGCUGAUGAGAAACCGGGAGCCACGACAACGACGGAUCAAUCAUCAUCGCCUUUUGAUACAUCGGAUUCGACUUACCCGACAUUGCAAGAUGAUGAUUCGAGCAGCUCAGGUGGUCACGUGGUGUCGCCGGAUGUUAGAGAGGUUCAAAGCGAGCCUAAAUGGGAAGAUCUUGAGGAUGCUUUGGAAGCUUUUGAUGCUUCGAUGUUUGGUGGUUCAAUGGAGUUGUUGCAGAGUGAAGCUUUUGUUCCUCAGUUCUUGUAUCAGCCUACUGAUUAUUUCACUUCAUUCCAGGAUCCGCCUGAACAGAAACCAUUCUUGAAUUGGGGUUUUGCUCCGCAGGGGUAA
This is a messenger RNA of Arabis nemorensis, 849 nucleotides long. Lineage: Eukaryota; Viridiplantae; Streptophyta; Magnoliopsida; Brassicales; Brassicaceae. The record is from the annotation of a GenBank genome assembly.